CAUAUGUCUCUUCCAAAUUCACUUCCGUAUUCAGAAUCUAACGACAGUAUCUGUAAUAUUUCAACAUUUAAUUCACUUGGAUUUAGUAAUAAUGAUUAUAUUAGUUUAGAGGAUUUAGAAAGUCAACUUGAUAAAGAAGCCCUUUUAUGUUUUUCUGAAACUCAGUACAGCAAUAAUGAUCGAGCAGUUAUUAUUAAGGAAAAUAAUAAUGAAAAGAAUACCAAAUUGAACAAGAAGCUUAGGCCAACUGAUUGUGUUGUCUGUGCCAGACCAACAAAAUGUUGCCAUUUUGAUGUUCCAAGUUGUUUAGGUACGUCAGAGCUUUUCCAAAAUCAAAUAAAUUUUGUCCUUAACAUAACAUAA
Molecule: messenger RNA, 363 nt
Organism: Meloidogyne enterolobii
Lineage: Eukaryota; Metazoa; Nematoda; Chromadorea; Rhabditida; Meloidogynidae
Source: the annotation of a GenBank genome assembly